Messenger RNA from Polyodon spathula (Mississippi paddlefish), 1239 nucleotides. Its product is annotated as relaxin-3 receptor 1-like. Lineage: Eukaryota; Metazoa; Chordata; Actinopteri; Acipenseriformes; Polyodontidae. Gene Ontology annotation, biological process: G protein-coupled receptor signaling pathway; immune response. Gene Ontology annotation, cellular component: membrane. The coding region runs from base 1 to 1239 and encodes 412 amino acids. The record is from RefSeq and is a predicted model, not a curated record. Gene Ontology annotation, molecular function: G protein-coupled receptor activity. The transcript has a single exon.
AUGCAAGAAGCUAUAGAGGGAAAUUUCUUGGGAAUGUUUCCAAGCGCUCCGUAUGACAAAACUUUAAUUACCAACAGAACAAACCAGUCAUGGAGCGACCUGCUUAAAUACCUGGAUUUGGAUAAAUCCGAUUUUUUUGUAGACGGAUCAGCAGCCGUAAGAAUAUUCAUAUCUAUUGUUUACUCUGUCGUCUGUGCUUUGGGGCUAGUUGGUAAUAUACUUGUUAUGUACCUCAUGAAAUCCAAACAAGGAUGGAAGAAAUCCUCGAUUAACCUGUUCGUGACCAGCCUUGCAGUGACAGACUUCCAGUUCGUUUUGACUUUACCUUUCUGGGCUGUAGAAAAUGCGUUAGAUUUCACUUGGCUUUUUGGCAAAGCCAUGUGCAAGAUUGUGUCUUAUGUGACUGCAAUGAAUAUGUAUGCAAGCGUGUUCUUUUUGACUGCUAUGAGUGUGACCAGAUAUUGGUCCGUAGCAUCUGCCCUGAAGAGAAAAAGGAGACCCCCUGGCUGUUCUGCAAAGUGGAUGAGUGUCCUUAUUUGGAUUUCGGCUAUCCUGGCCGCGUUGCCUCAUGCUAUAUUUUCUACAACGUCUACAGUGUCAGAUGAAGAGCUGUGCUUAGUAAAGUUUCCCGACCAAAACGGCUCCGCCCAGUUCUGGUUGGGACUUUACCACGCUCAGAAAGUAAUGCUAGGAUUUGUCAUUCCUUUAUUCGUCAUUACCGUGUGCUACCUGCUGUUGCUACGCUUUAUCGCCAACAAAAACGUUAACACGUCCUGUACAAAAAGAAGAUCCAAAGUGACAAAGUCUGUAACUAUCGUUGUCCUUUCUUUUUUUCUUUGCUGGCUGCCGAACCAGGCUUUGACUGCAUGGGGUAUCCUGGUCAAGCUCAACGUGGUCCAUUUCAGCUACGAGUACUACACAACCCAAGCUUACGUUUUCCCCAUAACUGUGUGUCUGGCACACUCCAAUAGCUGCCUCAAUCCCAUUCUGUACUGCUUAAUGAGAAGGGAGUUCAGAAAGGCGCUAAGAAAACUGUUCUGGAAGAUCACUUCUCCCACUGUUAUCAAUAUGCGACCAUUCACUGCCAGCACGAAGCCAGAGCAGGAUGUUCAGGGGAAUGCGCUGGUCCCUUUGACCGCGGCGGGACCGGGGAUCGCAUUCUAUCCACCAGGAGCUGCCAUCUACAACGGAAGGUACGACAUGCUCCCGAACAGUACCACAGAGCAACGUCGGUAUUAG